CGCGAUAGCGCGAUAUAUAACACAGCAGGACUGAUUAAUUCAAGACUUGAUCUCCAUUUCCCUCUCUAUUCACUUCGAUUCGUUUUCUCUUCUCUGCGAUUUGUUUUCCAAUCUUAAGCUAUUCAGAUUUCUCUUCAUCCUUUCCUCUAAUCUUUUCUUUCUUGUUUUUCUUCACUUUUCAUCUCUGUUCGUGAAUUCUAUAUUCGAGUUUCGCCAUUCCCAUCGGGUUCAGGAACCCUAAUCCCUAGUCCCCCCCUCUCAAACAGUUUCAGAGACCCAAACUCGAGCCCUAACCCUAAUAGAUUUCGAAACCUCGCCCUUCUAAUCCGAGGAUCGUGGAACGAGUCUUCGGGGGAAGCAUAACUAUUUUGGAUUUGAAAUUUUGUGCAACAGAGGACGGGAACCUUCAGCCACUGUGAAACAGGAGAAGAGGUUCAGUUUUGUUGGCGGUCUCGUAUUACUGGUUUUGGGGAUUGCAGAAAUAAGACGUAGUUGAGCCCUAACAUCAGAGGGUUUCUUAUGACUGGUAGUAGAGAGGAUUCCCUCUGAGUACAAGAAAGGAAACGGGCUGGCGCUACUUAGUACAAGAAAAAUCGUGAGUUCCUGUUGCAGUGUGUUUGGGAUUCUGAUUGCUUUUGUUAUUUGUGAGGUGUUAUUUGGCACAAGGGGAAAGCUGAGAAUUACAAGCUGUUCGUCAUCUAAUUUAUUCAUCAGUUUCUUUGGAGGAAUUAUUGUAGUUUUGAACUUUUCUAGAUUCAAUAACCCUUAAUGGCGGAUAAUAGGAAUGGAAAUGUCAAGGCUCCAGAUGGUAAAACUUCUGGACAAUCCAAUACGUAUACCAUUAAUCUAGAGAACUUUAACAAGCGGUUGAAAAGUUUUUACUCACACUGGGAUCAACACAAGAAUGAUCUAUGGGGUUCUUCUGAUGCUAUUGCAAUAGCCACUCCUCCGGCUUCUGAGGACCUUCGGUACCUGAAAUCCUCGGCUCUGAAUAUUUGGUUGCUUGGUUAUGAAUUUCCAGAAACAAUCAUGGUUUUCACGAACAAGCAGAUCCAUUUCUUGUGUAGUCAGAAGAAGGCCUCUCUGCUGGAAACCCUGAAAAAAUCAGCCAAAGAGUCGGUUGGUGCUGAGGUUGUGAUUCAUGUAAAGGCAAGGGGUGAUGAUGGAUCUGCAUUGAUGGAUGGGAUAUUGCGGGCUGUACAUGUUCACUCAAAAUCUGAUGGUCAUGAAUCUCCUGUUAUUGGGUACAUAGUGAAAGAAGCUCCUGAAGGGAAUCUUUUGGAGAUCUGGGCUGAAAAGCUAAGAAAUUCUGGGUUCCAACUUGGCGAUGUAACAAAUGGGUUCUCUGACCUGUUUGCUGUUAAAGACAGUACUGAGCUUAUGAAUGUCAAAAAGGCAGCAUUCUUGACUUCAUCUGUGAUGAAACAUUUCGUUGUACCAAAACUUGAGAAGAUAAUUGAUGAGGAGAAGAAGGUCUCUCAUUCUUCAUUGAUGGAUGACACAGAGAAAGCCAUACUUGAGCCUGCAAAGGUUAAAGUAAAGCUCAAGGCAGAGAAUGUUGAUAUCUGCUACCCUCCCAUAUUUCAGAGUGGGGGAGACUUUGAUCUCAGGCCGAGUGCUUCAAGCAAUGAUGAGAAUCUGUAUUAUGACUCCACAAGUGUGAUCAUAUGUGCAAUUGGGUCCCGCUAUAAUAGUUACUGCUCUAAUGUUGCAAGGACAUUUUUGAUUGAUGCCAAUGCUAUUCAGAGUAAAGCUUAUGAAGUUCUCCUCAAGGCCCAUGAGUCAGCCAUCAAUGCAUUGAAGCUCGGGAAUAAAGUCAGUGCUGCUUACCAAGCUGCCUUGUCUAUAGUUGAGAAGGAUGCUCCUGAAUUGGCUGCAAACCUGACCAAGUCUGCUGGAACUGGGAUUGGCCUUGAGUUUCGUGAAUCAGGGUUGAGCCUGAAUGCUAAAAAUGAUCGUGUGUUAAAGUCUGGGAUGGUUUUUAAUGUGUCACUUGGGUUUCAGAACUUGCAAGCUCAGACCAACAAGUCAAAGACCGAGAAGUUCUCUCUGUUGCUUGCAGAUACAGUUAUUGUUGGUGAAAAGCUCCCAGAAGUUGUGACUUCAAUCAGCUCUAAAGCAGUCAAGGAUGUGGCCUACUCUUUCAAUGAGGAUGAGGAGGAGGAAGAACAGCCAAAUGUGAAGGCUGAGUCUAAUGGCACAGAGGCAUUCUUGUCAAAAGCGACACUUCGGUCAGACAACCAUGAGAUGACAAAGGAAGAACUACGGAGGCAGCACCAGGCAGAACUUGCCCGCCAAAAGAAUGAAGAAACUGCCAGGAGGCUGGCUGGGGGUGGGUCUGGUACAGGGGAUGGUCGUCGGACUGUGAGGGCAUCGGGUGAGUUGAUUGCUUAUAAGAACGUGAAUGAUAUUCCCCAAACAAGAGAAUUGGUUAUUCAGAUUGACCAGAAGAAUGAGGCCAUCAUCUUGCCAAUCUAUGGAAGUAUGGUCCCUUUCCAUGUAGGCAACGUGAAGACUGUUGUUAGUCAACAGGAUAAUAAUCGGACUGGCUAUAUCCGAAUAAUCUUCAAUGUACCAGGGACCCCCUUCAAUCCUCACGAUUCAAACUCCCUGAAGUUUCAAGGGUCUAUAUAUCUGAAGGAGGUCUCAUUCCGCUCCAAGGACCCAAGGCACAUAAGUGAAGUGGUACAACAGAUCAAGACCCUCAGGCGACAGGUUGCAUCAAGGGAGUCGGAGCGAGCUGAAAGGGCUACAUUGGUUACUCAGGAGAAGUUGCAGCUUGCAGGUAACAAAUUCAAGCCAAUAAGGUUGUCUGACCUGUGGAUCCGUCCUGUCUUUGGUGGUAGGGGAAGGAAGAUCCCUGGUACUCUGGAAGCCCACGUAAAUGGGUUCCGGUUUUCUACUUCAAGGCCAGAUGAGCGUGUAGAUGUCAUGUUUGGUAAUAUCAAGCAUGCAUUUUUUCAGCCUGCAGAGAAGGAGAUGAUUACCCUCCUGCACUUCCACCUUCACAAUCACAUCAUGGUAGGAAACAAGAAAACUAAAGAUGUCCAAUUCUAUGUUGAGGUCAUGGAUGUGGUCCAGACCCUAGGCGGUGGAAAGCGAUCUGCCUAUGACCCAGAUGAGAUUGAGGAGGAGCAGAGGGAAAGGGAGCGCAAAAAUAAAAUAAAUAUGGACUUCCAAAACUUUGUUAACAAGGUGAAUGACCUCUGGGGACAGCCCCAGUUCCGUGAUCUUGACCUUGAGUUUGAUCAGCCAUUGAGGGAGCUAGGCUUCCAUGGUGUUCCCCACAAGGCCUCUGCUUUCAUUGUCCCCACUUCUAGCUGUCUGGUUGAGUUGAUAGAGACACCCUUCUUGGUGGUAACCCUUAGUGAGAUUGAAAUUGUGAACCUGGAGAGGGUUGGGCUUGGGCAGAAGAGCUUUGACAUGACAAUUGUGUUCAAGGACUUCAAGCGAGAUGUCCUUCGGAUUGAUUCCAUCCCAUCCACAGCUCUUGAUGGCAUCAAGGAAUGGCUUGAUACAACUGACCUUAAGUACUAUGAGAGCAGGCUGAAUCUUAACUGGCGGCAAAUAUUAAAGACAAUUACAGAUGAUCCAGAGAAGUUCAUAGAGGAUGGGGGAUGGGAAUUCCUGAACAUGGAGGUAAGUGACUCAGACUCAGAGAACUCAGAGGAGUCAGAUCAGGGAUAUGAGCCAUCAGAUGUGCAGUCUGAUUCUGAGUCAUCAUCUAAAGAUGACAGUGAGUCACUUGUUGAAUCAGAGGAUGAGGAGGAUGAUUCUGAGGAUGAUUCAGAGGAAGAGGAGGGAAAAACAUGGGAAGAAUUGGAAAGGGAAGCUAGCAAUGCUGACAGGGAGAAAGGUGAUGAGUCAGAUAGUGAGGAGGAGAGGAAGAGAAGGAAGAUGAAGGCCUUUGGGAAAGGUCGGGUCCCUGACAAAAGAGACCCUAGAGGUGGUCCUCCUAAGCGGGCAAAGUUAAGGUGAAGGAUGAUAGAAAUUUUGUCUUGUGUACCAUGUGGUAGCUAUGCCAGCAGCAUCUGGAGCAGCAGUAAUAGUACUAGAUAUUAUCUUGCCUUUUCUUGUUUAUUUUGGGGUUUCAGAUGAAAUUGGUAGAUGCACUUCUUAGCUUUUGUAUAUCAGGGAAUAAUUCCUUUUGUUAGAAGCAGAUGAACCUUUUUUUUUCCCUUCAAUGGAUUUAUUUGGUCUUUUUAUGCCCUAGUUAUUAUAGCUCUCUCUUUUUA
Messenger RNA from Nelumbo nucifera (sacred lotus), 4235 nucleotides. Its product is annotated as FACT complex subunit SPT16-like. Gene Ontology annotation, molecular function: nucleosome binding. Gene Ontology annotation, biological process: transcription elongation by RNA polymerase II. Gene Ontology annotation, cellular component: FACT complex. The record is from RefSeq and is a predicted model, not a curated record. Lineage: Eukaryota; Viridiplantae; Streptophyta; Magnoliopsida; Proteales; Nelumbonaceae.